UCAAAGUCUAAUUGGAUCAAAGUACUUCGCACGUCUUGGGUAUCGCCACCCAAAUGGCGAAUAAUCGUUGCCAGCUCCCAGUUUCAUUUUGGUGUCACUCUCCGCUACCGCUGUUCCCGUAAUCGCUGGCAGCAUGAGCGGAUCAAGUGGAAUUUCGUUCUCCCUCUCACCCUUUCUGCUCCGUUGAUCUCCGCUUUUGUUCGCCAAAACGAUGGUGGUGGAGAUGAUCAUAAGGAUGCCAACAGUAAAAGUAGUCUGGGCAUGUUCUCCACUGUGGUUUGUGCAACGAAUUUAUCUCCUGAACGCUUGGCCGCAAUCAAAUCCCUCAACAUACUUUCAAAGGUUGUUGAAGAGGUCUCUCCUGCUGUAGUCUCUAUCACCGCCGUUGGGCAUCUAUUCCAAGCACACGCUUCCACUGGUUCGGGUUUCAUUGUCGACGACACUGGUUUGGUUAUUACAAACGCCCAUGUCGUGGGCUACAAGCAAGCCUUGAAAGUUUCAACUCCGAAUGGGCAAGAAUUUGGAGCCAGAGUUCUUGCACUUGAUGUAAACUCGGAUUUGGCACUUAUUCAGAUUUUGGCCGACGCUGAGACGCUGAAGAAUCUUCCAGUGCUUAACCUGGCAUCUGGGGAACAGGCUAUUCGACCGGGCGAUUUCGUGAUCGCUUUGGGCAGUCCAUUGUCGCUCUCCAACACUGUCACGGCAGGAGUCGUGUCUGCUGUCGAUAGGGACUUGGGGAAUCGCACCGGGCUCAAGUACAUCCAAACUGACGCCAUAAUCACGUUUGGAAACUCAGGCGGUCCAUUGGUGAGCCUCUACGGCGAGGCGAUAGGGGUGAACACAAUGAUAGCAGACACGGGCCUGAGUUUCGCCAUCCCCAUCGACCAGGUGCAUCGUUUCCUAGCCACGGCGAAGGAGGCAUUGGCAGUGGAGCAGGAGCAUCGGCGCCAAGGCCGUUCUUAUAGCACUCCAGAGAGCUCUCCACCGCCAUCGCCACGUUCGCAACGCUCGAAGUCGUGGCAGUGGUUCGGCAGUGGUAACGACGGAGCAGCAGCGGAGCAGGACGACGCCUCUGUAUUUGUCGAAUCGGGAAAGCGGCAGACUCGCUACCUGGGGCUCGUUAUGCGGACUCUCACGCCUGAAUUGGUCUCUGAGUUGAUAUCGCUGGGCCAUCUGCGUGCCGGUGGUAGCACUGAUAGCGCUCACUGUGCAGGUGUCUACAUUCAGGGUGUCAUUCGUAAUUCUCCGGCCGAAAGAGCUGGCAUAAGGCCCGGUGAUGUGAUUGUCGCCAUCAAUGGCACCAAGAUAAUUAACGCGAACGAAGUUGCGAAAAUCAUCGAAGAAGACGAGGUUUUCUCUGUGACGGUCCUUCGUAACGGUGAACAGGUGGACAUCAGUGACGUCAAACCAGAGGUCGUUUAG
Messenger RNA from Hydatigera taeniaeformis, 1422 nucleotides. Lineage: Eukaryota; Metazoa; Platyhelminthes; Cestoda; Cyclophyllidea; Taeniidae. The record is from the annotation of a GenBank genome assembly.